GACAGACGUGCGGACUAUUGUCGAGAUAUCUUAUAAACUUAGUGAAACGAAAAAUAUAUCGUACAUACGACCUUAUUGUUUUAAAAAGUUCUAUUGGUUUUGCUUCAAUCAUUAAAGAUGUUUAAAUCAUUCACAAUAUUAGCGGUAGCAAUUGUAGGCAUGGGUGUUGUUACCAAUUACUACCUCCAAAGUGUUCCCGACAUGCCCAAUCUUGACUUCGAUCGAUGGUGGGGAGACGGCAACAAACCGAAACAAGAAGACGAAACAAUACGACCGUUUAAAAUUGUAUUUAACGAAACGAUGCUCGAAGAUUUAAGAAUGAGAUUAAGAAAUAGACGCCCUUACACUCCACCUUUAGAGGGCAUGAAAUCUGAAAAUGGAAUUAAUACGAUAUAUUUGGAAAAAAUAUUGAAUUAUUGGCAGGACGAGUAUAAUUUCAAAGAGAGGGCUGAUCUCCUGAAUAGAUAUCCUCAUUUCAAAACGAGGGUACAAGGUCUCGACAUACAUUACAUAAGAGUGAAACCUGAAACGAAAGGCAAGCAGGUCCUCCCCAUGCUGCUCAUGCAUGGGUGGCCGAGUUCGUCUAAGGAGUUCGAUCAAGUUAUUCCCAUGCUCACAACGCCUAGAAAAGGAUAUGACUUUGUUUUUGAAGUAAUUGCCGUCGAUCUACCUGGUUACGGAUUUUCUGAGGGCACAAAUAAACCAGGGCUUAAUCCUCUACAAAUCGGUAUAUUAAUGAAGAACCUUAUGAAAAGGCUAGGUUUCGAUAAAUUUUAUAUUCAAGCCGGCGAUUGGGGUUCGCAAGUAGCGACACAUAUGUGUACGGUCUUUCCAGAUGAUAUACUCGGAUUUCACACAAACAUGCCAGUAUCAAUAAGACUGAUAAGCAAUUUGAAAUACUUCCUUGGAUCACUGUUUCCUAGUUUGGUUGUUGAAGAUAAAUAUAGACAUCGAAUGUAUCCCCUAAGUGAUACUCUACCUUACCUGAUGAGAGAAAGCGGCUAUUAUCAUUUACAGGCAACAAAACCUGAUACAAUAGGAGCCGCAAUAACAGACACACCAGCCGGGAUGGCUGCUUAUAUAUUUGAGAAGAUCGCUGUUGUCAGUAACAAGAACCAAUUGAAUACACUACACGGGGGCUUAGAGAGCCUAGCCUUAGACGACUUGAUAGACACGGCCACAAUAUUAUGGGCGAACGAGCGGAUCACGACCUCUAUGAGAUUAUAUGCGGAAGCGUUUAUAACGUCUGAAAUAUUUAUCGUUCAUGAGAUCCCUACAAAAGUACCAACGGCUGCUAUAAAAUUCCUACACGAAAUCAUAUACCAACCGGAUUGCAUACUCAGGGAUAAGUUUCCCAACUUAGUACACUCGACUACAUUAGACUUCGGUGGACACUUCGCUGGGAUGCACACGCCUAAGGAAUUAGCGGACGAUGUAUUCGAGUCUGUUGUCGAAUUCAUUAAAUUCCAUGAGAAAAAUGACAAAUAACGUGAACUUAAAAUUUUAUAUUUAUUUUUUUCAUACGGAGUAUUCGUACAGAUUAUACGUAUUGAUUAUAAGCAUUGGGUAGAGUUAGUUAGUUAAGGCACUAUCCUUAUAAGCUAGCCACUGGACCAAAAAAUAGCCACUGAUAUCAUAAUAAUAUUACCUAGUCGGUGUAUUUGUAAAUGGACAUAAACCUACUGUAGUAUAUUAUAAUUAAUAAAUAUCCGCUCAGCAUCUGGCGGGGCGAGUGGCGGGGAGUAUACGAAUCCCGGACAAUCGA
This is a messenger RNA of Nymphalis io (European peacock), 1765 nucleotides long. Its product is annotated as juvenile hormone epoxide hydrolase-like. Lineage: Eukaryota; Metazoa; Arthropoda; Insecta; Lepidoptera; Nymphalidae. The record is from RefSeq and is a predicted model, not a curated record. Gene Ontology annotation, biological process: epoxide metabolic process. Gene Ontology annotation, molecular function: epoxide hydrolase activity. The transcript is spliced from 7 exons. Bases 118 to 1488 code for a protein of 456 amino acids.